Messenger RNA from Eremothecium sinecaudum, 2676 nucleotides. RefSeq names its product retromer subunit VPS35 (gene VPS35). NCBI's taxonomy places the organism in Eukaryota, Fungi, Ascomycota, Saccharomycetes, Saccharomycetales, Saccharomycetaceae. Gene Ontology annotation, biological process: retrograde transport, endosome to Golgi; intracellular protein transport. The record is from RefSeq and is a predicted model, not a curated record. The transcript has a single exon. Gene Ontology annotation, cellular component: retromer, cargo-selective complex; late endosome; retromer complex. Bases 1 to 2676 code for a protein of 891 amino acids.
AUGUCAUAUGCAGAAAGCGUGGAACAGGCGACACAUAUCAUAAAACAGCAGACGAUUCUGAUUCAGCGUAACUUAGCGCAGCGGAAGUUGAUGGAUGCAUUAAAACAUGUGAGUGUUAUGCUAACAGAAUUGCGCAACCCUACGUUGACACCCAAACAAUAUUAUGAGUUAUACAUCCUAGUAUAUGAUGCGUUGAGUAUUUUAUCUCUAUAUUUGGUGGAGAACCAUCCCAAAAGACACCAUCUGGCGGAUCUUUACGAAUUGGUCCAAUAUGCAGGUAAUAUAUUGCCAAGGUUGUAUUUAAUGAUUACGGUUGGAACGGCAUUCUUACAGAUCAAGGAUUCGCCAAUGGAGGAGAUUUUAAAGGAUAUGAUUGAGAUGUGUAAAGGUGUGCAAAAUCCAGUGCGUGGACUUUUCUUAAGGUAUUAUCUAUCUCAGCGUACUAGAGACUGGUUGCUACCUGAUACACUACCUUCGGAGACUAAAGAAGGCGAAAGUAGCACCCAGGAACCGAAAAACGGUCUCGAAAAUACCAAUAAGGUGUUUAAUGUUGGAUUUAUCAUUAAUAACUUUAUUGAGAUGAAUAAACUAUGGGUCAGAUUACAGCAUUAUGGACCGUUGAAGGAACGUGAAUUACGUACAAGGGAGCGAAAAGAGUUGCAGAUUUUAAUUGGAUCAAACUUGGUGCGUUUAUCUCAGGUUUUAGAGGACGAUUGCGAGAUGUACUGCGAUUUAAUAUUACCCCAACUAUUGGAACAGAUUAUUCAAUGCCGAGACGUCGUUUCCCAGGAAUAUUUGUUGGACGUAAUUUGCCAGGUAUUCCCAGACGAGUUCCAUAUGGCAACGCUAUCUACACUACUGGAGACUACACUAAAAUUGAACCCUGAUGUAUCAAUUAAUAAGGUUGUAUCCGCUCUAAUAACACGAUUUAUUGGUUAUAAGGAUCGUCAAACGGGCGAUGUCAAAACUAUCCGAGAAACCUUCAAACAGCUCUCGCUUAAAGAGAGUAAGAAACACCCUGAACAUGUAACUAAUGGCGACCUAUUUUUUGUCUUAUGGAAAUAUUUGGAACAACUGAUUGAUCAAAGACCUGAUCUACCGCUGGCGGAAUUAUUCCCCCUUGUCCAAGGUAUAUUGAAGUUGUCUCUUGCCUGGUACCCUGAUGAUAUUUCCAAUAUGGAGUGCUUGUUCAACUUUACUGUAAAAAGAUCCCAAGAAAAUGGUGGACCGGAAAUGAAUUCCGAUUGCGAAUAUUUGUUCGAAGACUUGCUGUUGUCGUUGUCGUCUAACCCAAUUUUUUAUCGUGUACUUACAGAAUGUGGCUCGUACCAAAAACUACUCUCUUUGCAAAAUGUAUCGUUACAAAAAGUUGUUGUUAAUAGAAUACUCGACGAAAUAUUCAAAGCAAAUGUUCGCAUUAGUAUGAAGGCUCACCUUGAUCGAAUUUUGCUAAUAUGUGAAUCCAUUAUUAAAGUCAACAAUCCCAAAUUGCAUAUGCUACCACAUGAUGAUAAUGAACAGCGCAAUCCCGAAGAAGACGGAACUAGUUCGCUUCUGAAUGCUGAACAAGAAAAACUAGCACAGUUGGUUCACAUAUGCUACCAUAAUUCCAUUGAAAAGCAUGUAGAACUAUUGUUAACCUGCAAAAGUUGGUUUUACCAGGGUGGCAUUAGACUUCGUUACACAUACCCAGCUGUAAUCGCCAGCUUUUGGAAAUUAAUUCGCAAAGCAGACAUUAAGAAGAAACGUUAUACAUCGAGAGAAAAGCGUUACCAACAGUUGAUCAAGCAACUAUUCAAGUACACUUCGCGCUGCCUUAAUGAUUUAUUUAAUGCAGUUGGCAAUUCCUGUUCGGACAUGAUUUUCAAAUUGAACCUGCAAACAGCCGCAAUCGCAGACCAUUUAGGCUUGAGCGAAAUUUCGUUUGAUUUCUUCACACAGGCCUUUGCAAUCUUUGAAGAAUCCCUUAAUGACUCUAGAACACAAUUCCAGGCCAUAGUCAACAUGGCACAAGUACUGCAAAAAACGCGAUCACUUUAUGUGGACAACUAUUACGAUACUUUAAUAACAAGAUGUACGUUAUAUGGUUCUAAGCUCCUAAAAAAACAAGACCAAUGCCGCGCGGUAUACUUAUGUUCCCAUCUUUGGUGGGCAACUGAAAUCCCAUUAAUUGGGGAGGAAGAAGGAAUCACAGACACUUUCUUCAGGGAAGGAAAGCGCGUACUAGAAUGCCUCCAAAGAUCCCUAAGAGUUGCAGACUCAAUCAUGGAUAAUGUGCAAAGCUCACAACUAAUGGUAGAAAUUUUAAACCGCUGUUGCUACUACUUUGUUCAUGGCGAUGAAUCAGUAACUCAUGUGGGAACAAAAUACAUCAAUGGUUUAAUAGAACUAAUACAAACGAACUUGAAGUCACUAAAAAUGGAAGAAUCUGUUAAAGUUACUGAUGAUAGCAGUAUCAAAUCUCCUUCCAGUCCAACAAUUGCAGUCGGAAUAGACGGCACUUUUAUUCUCCUACUCAGCUCACCAAGCGCAACUGUAGCUACCGUAAGCAACAAAAUCGCUAAUCUUCAAGUUUCAUCCUUAGUACCUAUGGUCACCGAUUAUUUAGAAAGGACUUUGAGAUAUAUAGAAGACCAAAAACUGGUUGACGAUAGAUUCAAGGCUAUUAUUAUGUAA